AUGGCUACCAAAGAGCCUUACCAAGACUUGGUGACAGAAAACACUGAACAGGACGACUUCGAUGAAGCUGAGGAGACACUAUCCCUAUGUGAUCUUCCCAUAUACAGCGACUCUGCUCAUUACGAAGACUUCUCUGAACAACUUCAAAGCUUUUCAUCAUCAUCGCCGUCUGAUCAAGACUGCUUUGAGUUCUUUAGUGAAGAUUGGAGUAAUGGGUCCAGUUUUUCAUCGAAAAACAUCAUCUUCUGCGGAAAGCUCAUUCCCUGCAAAGAACCAGUCUCCGAAGACACCCACAAGAAAGAAAGCAACAGAGAGCGAGAAGAACACAAGCCUGGCCUUUUCCGGUGGACGUCGAAGUCGUUGAACAAAUCAAAACCCUCUGAAUCCAAAAAAAGGGUGUCAAAUUUGCAGUAUGUUUCGAGUUCAAAGACUUUGUCAUCGCCGGUGCCAGAGAAAUAUAGGUACAAUAACAACACCCAUAAGUACUGCAUCAACAAAUAUGAUAUUUGCACGACAAAGUCCAGAUGGUACUUGUUUAUGUUUGGAUUGGCUAGGGUUCCGGUUGAGAUGGGACUGAGUGAUAUGAAAAGCAGGAAGAUUCGCCGGAAAUCACUGUCAUUUCAAAGGAGCGGCGGCGGUGAGAAGGUUGGGAGAAGAAUGAAACGGUUGUGGGGACUGAUUAGGGCAUUGGGUUGUGGUGGCCUCCACCAUUCAACCAGUGUCGUGAGUGGUAGCACUGCCUUUUUUAGUCCGAGUAUGUCAGGAUUGACUAUGUAGUAAAAGCUCUUCAAUAGUAUUCGUA
Molecule: messenger RNA, 802 nt
Organism: Ilex paraguariensis (yerba mate)
Lineage: Eukaryota; Viridiplantae; Streptophyta; Magnoliopsida; Aquifoliales; Aquifoliaceae
Source: the annotation of a GenBank genome assembly